UAAUAUUCAAGACAAAUCAUCUUGAAAUGUUAAAAUAAAGGACUGAUCAGGAUUAAACUCAGUAGUUCAUCAAGUUCAUCAGUCUCGGGCUUCUGAGUUUUCAAACCGUUGGACGAAGGAAGCAAGGUUGUCAAGCUUGUCUAGAGGUAUACGGUGUCUCUUAGUCUACAUCAACCUGAAGAAACACUCGGAUCAUUGAACUUGAAAUGUAUUUAUUUUCCUUAUUUUCUCUUCCUUUAGAGCUAAGAGAUUACAAGUCUUUAAGGUGGCAGUGGUCUCCCAUACAUUCUAUCGCAGCAACAGAAAAACAGAAACCGAAGAUGACGUUAAAUGAGACCGAGGUGGUUAUCCUCACAGUCCUGUACGCCAUCACGAUGCUCGUAGCAUUUGCAGGGAAUGGUUUCCUCAUCCAUAUCGUGUGGAAGAAACCUGAAGUAAGAUCGCUGACAAGCUUCAUGUUCGUCAACAUGGCCAUCGCUGAUUUGCUGGUGACACUGAUUGUGAUGCCCUGGUCGAUUGCCCAAGUACAUACUGACGCCUUAUGGAUGAUACCAGGAGUAUUUGGAGAAGUCAUGUGCAAAGGUGUGGUAUACAUUGCCUAUACCACAUUAACAGCGUCCAUCCUCUGCCUGACAUUCAUAGCAGUCGAUAGGUACUAUGCCAUUGUUCAUCCCUUCCGCCGCUAUCUUUGGUUCCGAAAGCCUAAACUGACAGUACCGUUUAUUUGGAUCUUGUCACUGGCCUUUAUGUCCAUUUUCCCUGUUGUUCAAACCGUGGAAGACCACAAUUCCGAAUGUAUGCUAUCUGUUUACGUUUUGGGUGAUCCAUUCAGGGCCCUGCGAGGGAUAUUCCUCCUCCUGGUAGUGGUCAACUAUCUGAUUCCUUUGAGUGUUAUUUCUGUCAUUUAUACUGUUACCGCACGGAGGUUAUGGUUCCAUGUUGCACCUGGAGUGGAACAUUUGACAGGAAACCGAGAGCAACUCGAAACCUCGAAGAGGAGAGUGGUUAAGAUGCUCAUCAUUGUUACCUGUACCUUUGCCCUUUGCUGGCUCCCAGCACAGGUGGUCCAC
Molecule: messenger RNA, 1070 nt
Organism: Stylophora pistillata
Lineage: Eukaryota; Metazoa; Cnidaria; Anthozoa; Scleractinia; Pocilloporidae
Product: tachykinin-like peptides receptor 86C
Biological process (GO): G protein-coupled receptor signaling pathway
Cellular component (GO): plasma membrane
Molecular function (GO): G protein-coupled receptor activity
Source: RefSeq, a predicted model, not a curated record